CUUCAGCCAGAACUUUGUUUUUUCUUGACUCCUUCCAUGGAAGAGUUGACCUCUUUGAAUCAAGAAAAAGAAACCCAAGAACCAGGGGAAGCAGGGCAGCCACGGGAAGAAAUGACAGCAGCUUCUUCCCAAGAUCCUGAGCCUGGGUUAUCUGAGCCCCCAGAAUCCCAGACGGGUCCAGAGACUGAAUCCCAGCCCAAUAGCAGCCCUCCUCGGAGUCCCCAGACUAAAGCCAGCAUGCCACUGGGCGACCUCACAAGACCAGGUGCAUCAUCUCCGGCUUUCCCUCCCCAGGAGGCCUCUUCUACUCCUUCUUCCCUGGCUCUUGCCAGACAGGACCUUGCAGCAUCAUGGCAGUCAGGCAAGACCACUAGUGUGAUUUCUGAAGCUGGGACACCUUACGCUGACCACCUGGAACAAUCACCUGAUAAAGGAGAAUCACCUCUUCAUCAGACAUGCCAAUCAGAGGGAAAUGCCUUUCAACAGUCUCAGAAAGCCAAACAUCACGUUUUUGGAGCAAAGGAUGUGAGCUAUACCAACGCAAAACCAAAAGAGCUGGAAUUUGAUAUUUUUCAGGAGGAAGAUACAAACAGUAACUAUGAUCUGGAUCAGACUGGGCCUAGGGCCUCUGAAAUGGCCCCUGGCAUGCUUGAGAUUGCCAUUCAGAAUGCUAAGACUUACCUACUGAAGACCAGUAGCAAGUCCGGCUUAAAUCUAUAUGAUCAUCUUUCUAAUAUGCUGACCAAGAUCUUAGAUGAGCAUCCUGAAAAUGCUGUGGACAUCAUUGAAAAUAUUAGCCAAGAUGUGAAGAUGACACAUUUUAGUAAAAAAUUAGAUACACUUCAAAAUGAGAACGAGAUGCUUCCAACAUAUGAAAUAGCAGAGAAGCAAAAGGCUCUUUUUCUCCAGGGAAACUUGGAAGGAACUGACCAAGAACUGGAAGAUGAAAUAGCAGAAAAUUCUCUUUCAAAUGUAAUGGAGUCAGCUUUUUAUUUUGAACAAGCUGGAGUUGGUCUGGGUACAGAUGAGACUUACCGCAUAUUUCUUGCCCUCAAACAGCUUACUGACACCCACCCAAUCCAAAAAUGCCAUUUCUGGGGCAAAAUCUUGGGUCUGGAAAUGAAUUAUAUUGUGGCUGAAGUAGAAUUUCGUGAGGGAGAUGAAGAGGACAUGGAAGAGGAAGAUAUAACUGAAGAGAGGGACAAUGGAGAUAGUGAAGCUGAUGAAGAUGAAGAUGAAUUACCAAGGGCCUUUUACAAGGCCCCGCAGGCUAUACCAAAAGAAGAAAGUAGAACUGGUACCAAUAAAUAUGUCUAUUUUGUUUGCAAUGAACCAGGAAGACCAUGGGUGAAGUUACCAUCGGUUACACCUGCACAAAUUGUUACUGCAAGAAAAAUCAAGAAGUUUUUCACUGGGCGAUUGGAUACUCCCAUCAUAAGCUACCCACCUUUCCCAGGAAAUGAGAGCAAUUACUUACGAGCACAAAUUGCCAGAAUUUCAGCAGGGACCCAAGUCAGCCCUCUAGGAUUCUAUCAGUUUAAUGAAGAGGAAGGAGAGGAGGAAGAAGAAGUAGAAGGCAGGCGAGAUAACUUUGAAGAAAACCCGGAUUUCGAAGGCAUUCGAGUGAUUGAUCUAGUGGAAUCCCUAUCCAACUGGGUUCAUCAUGUACAACAUAUUCUCCCUCAGGGUCGCUGUAAUUGGUUCAAUCCCAUACAAAAAAGUGAGGAGGAGGAGGAGGAAGAUGAAGAAAAAGAAGAAAAAGAAGAACCUGACUACACAGAACAGGAAGUGGGGCCUCCUCUUUUGACACCAAUUUCUGAAGAUUUAGAGUUCCAAAAUACACCACCGUGGACAACACGGCUCUCCUCAAAUCUCACUCCUCAAUAUGCUAUUGCAGUCCUUAGAUCCAACCUUUGGCCUGGAGCAUACGCCUUUUCCAAUGGCAACAAGUUUGAAAAUUUCUACAUAGGCUGGGGUCAUAAAUAUAGCCCAGAGAGCUAUACACCCCCAGUUCUACCACCAGUUUACCAAGAAUACCCCAGUGGAGCAGAUGUUACAGAAAUGGAUGAUCCUACUGUGGAAGAAGAACAGGCUUUCAAAGCUGCACAAGCAGCAGCUCUACUUCCAGCUGAGGAAAAUGAAGUAAUCGAGGAAGAGGAAGAUGAGGAUGAUUAUGACUGAGAAUAAAAUUAAGACUGAUGUGAGACUAAUACAUAACUAAGGUGGGACCAAUUUUACAUGUUAUAUGUAAUUUACAUAAUUAUAUGAUCAUGUGCAAACUAUUCCUUGAAAAUAUCAAAUUUGGAAUUUCAUAUGUGUAGCUGAUAUGUGCUUAUACAAAGAUGCUUAAUGGACUUUCCAGAGGCCAAAUGACAUGUUCUUACACCACAGUUCUGAUGGCUACAAUUCAUGGAAUAUUUUGGUAUUGUCAAUUGGUACCACGACCAAAAAUAUUGCUAACCACCAAAUUAAAGCAUGUGCUCUUAACCAGUGUGUGAUACUGUGUGCAAAUACUAUGCAUAUUUGUAUGUUAUUUUCACUUUUUGUUCUAGUUGCUGGGGGAGAGUUUAUGACUCUACCACCUGCUCAGACUGUGGGAACACUUAAAUUUUUAACUUACUACAUCUUAAAUAACUUUCCCAAAAACUUGUCAUUCAUCCUAUAGAAAUUGGUUUGACCUGAUUGGAUGAAAAUUUGUAGACUGCUAGCUGGGAUAUCCAAAGACUUCAGACUGUUAUUUUCUACCAGUGCUUCUCUAAAAUUAGUUAUUAUUUUCUUUCAAUAAAUACGUAUUUUUAAGUCCUCUAUGUGCCAGGCACCCUGAGACUACCAUUAUAAACUAGACAUUGUUUCUGAAAUCUUAGAAUUUACAUUCAAAGUGGGGAAUAUUAAAAGGGUAAUAGAAAACUAAAAUAGAUUGCAACUUAGCAGGUACUGUGAUACAAACAUUCCAAGGUACCAUAGAACAGUGCUUCUCACUAUGGAAAAGGACCAAUUAAAAACAAAUUCUAGUCUACCGCUAUUAUUUUUAUAAUAUAAAGUAAAAAUGUCACAGCAAUUAUAAUUUCUGUAUCUCAUCACAGAUAGGCAGUUUGCAGAUCACUAAUUUACACUUUGAGAAGCACUGCUAUCAAACUCUUAGAAGGUGCAUUUAACCCAGACUUGAGCAGUGCCAGAAGCACUUUUAGAAGGUGGAAAACUAAGUGGAGAAGGGUGCUAAGCACCACCUUCCAUUCUGGCAAAGGACUUCAGGCUCAAAGUUGUGAAACUUUUGAGUGGUGAGAAAUGAACCUGGUAGGGCUCAAAUUGUGUGGAAUGUCUAGAAUUUAUCCAUGAGCAAUGAAGAGGGCUAAACUAGGAAAUCACAACUACUUUAGAAUAUUUUGGCUUCAGUGUGGAAGAUGAACUGACAGAGGAUCUAGGUUAAGGAGACUAGUUUGUAGGUUAUCACAUUACCUAGGUAAGAGAGAAUGAUGACAUGAAAAGAGGAAAAUUGCAUGGCAGAUAUAAGUAAAACCUGGUUAUGGUAUGAAUUACAGAAUAACAGCAAGGAUGGGAUUUUAUAAUUGGCAUUAUUAUUCAUUCUCAGAGUACAACUUUAAGUAUUUGAUGUAGUAGCUAAUGUUUAUAAAACUUCAAAUAUGUUCUUUACAUUUUUUCAUGGACUAGAUACUUGUUGCUUUUUGUUGUUGUCAUUUAAUAUCCAUUUUCUCACCUACUCUGAUUUCCUUUUGCGAAACUGCCUCCAUCCAAUGGCAUACAGUCUCAUGAUAAUCAGAUACACCCUUUAUAGAAUCUGAAUUUUGAGCAGGGACAUUCUACCUCGGCUCCUAACCUGACUGUCAUGCUAUAAAUUAGACCAUAUUCCAGCCUCUUGAGUUGCCUUGGUUCCAGCAUAGUUCUCUAGUUACCUGUAGAUUCUGUGAAUUUCUGAUAUUUCAGUGAGUUCCCUUCUGCUCAAAUUGGCCAAAGGAUUCUUGCUUGCAACCUUACAUGACACAUCUAACAUGAAUCUGACAGUUUCUUCCCUAAAGGACACAUUAAACACAAGACUCUGAACUACGUAAAUUAUGUAAGAGAAAGUAAAUGUUUAACAAAAGCAAAUCCAUCGCUAGUUAUGCCUGUUAAAUAUUAAGGUUAGUCUAUGAAGUAAGAAAGUAAUUUCAUUAUACAGCUGACUCAUGAACAAUACUAGUGUACCAACCCCCUGCACAAUCAAAACUCCACAUAUAACUUUUGACUACCCAAAAACAUAAUUACUAGUAGCCUUCUGUUGACUGGAAGUCACACAGAUAACAUAAACAACACGUAUUUUGUGUAUUAAAUACUGCAGUCAUAUAAUAAAUAAAGCUAGAGAAAAGAAAAUGUUUUUUCAAAUUGUCACAAAUCUCCAAAAAAUUUUCCAAUAUUUGUUGGAAAAAAAACUUUUUUUGUAUAAAUGGACUUGUGCAGUUUAAACCCAUGUCAUUAAAGGGUCAACUCUAUGUUUUACAACAGAAAAAAACAGAAUACUAUAAUGGUCAGAGCCUGGAAGUAAAACAGCCUAGGUUCAUACACUGGAUUAUGAUAAUUUUCUUGGGCAAAUUACUAAUCUCCCAGAGCUUCAGCUUCCUGACAGAGCUAAUAAUAGUACUGUCUCAUAGAACUAUUCUGAAGAUUAAU
This is a messenger RNA of Manis javanica (Malayan pangolin), 4662 nucleotides long. RefSeq names its product radial spoke head component 4A (gene RSPH4A). Gene Ontology annotation, cellular component: axoneme; radial spoke. Gene Ontology annotation, biological process: axoneme assembly; cilium movement involved in cell motility; cilium assembly. The record is from RefSeq and is a predicted model, not a curated record. Lineage: Eukaryota; Metazoa; Chordata; Mammalia; Pholidota; Manidae.